AGAUCACUUGACACCUACCGGCUCAGGCAGGGCUGGGACUGGGCAUUUCCUGGCUGAGCUGGAGGCUUGGGCCCUCCCCAUUGUCCCAGAAUCCCAGGUGAGGCCAAGACAUGGGCUCUGCUGGGAUGCCAUGCUUGGUGACCCAGCAGAAGGACUAGAUUGCUCCUAGUGGGUGCUCCCCCUUGCAGAGUCCCAGCUGCCCCUUUGGGUCCCGUUGCCUGGCCUCUUUUGCUGUCCUGGGUAGAGGAGAUGAGUUUGUCGCUGGCUGCAAGCUGAGGCCAACUGACGCUGCUGCACAGAGAAGGGGCACCGAGAGUGGCCUCGGACUGAGGAGCCUGUAGUGCAGAGCAGCCCCUCGGGCCUUCCGCCUGGCCCUGCUUCCCCGGCCGGCUGCCCUUCUGGUGAGUGCAUCCCAGGUGGCAUCAUGCUGCAGCAGAUCCUGCACGACAUGUACAUCGACCCUGAGCUCCUCGCCGAGCUCAGUGAUGUGCAGAAGCACAUCCUCUUCUACAAGAUGCGGGAGGAACAGCUGAGGCGCUGGAAGGAGCGGGAGACUUGGGAGUCCCUGGCCCAGGACAAGGGUCUCAGGCCUACGAAGACCAAGCGAGCAGCAAGUGACAAGCACAUCCAAUGGCUCCUAGGGGCAGAUGGCGAGGUCUGGGUCUGGAUCAUGGGAGAAGGCCCUGGUGACAAGCCCUACGAAGCGAUCUCUGAGGAGCUGAUUGCAGAGAGGGCGCGGCUGCAGGCACAGAGGGAAGCUGAGGAGCUCUGGAGACAGAAGGAGGCAGAGAUCACCAAGAAGUUCCGGGAUGCUCUGGCCAACGAGAAAGCCCGGAUCUUGGCAGAGAAGUGGAAAGUGGAGAUGGAAGACCGCAAGGCAGCCAAAGUCUUGGAGGAACGCAUCCAGGAGGAAUUCAAGAGGAAAGAGGAAGAGGAGAGGAAGCGAGGAGAAGAGCAGAUUCGCCUCCAGGAAGAGCAGAGGGCAAAGGAGCUCUACUGGACCCUGAAGCAGGCUCAGCUGCAUUGCCAAGCCAGUGAGAGAGAGGAGCGAGAGUGGGAAGAACAGUUGCGCCGGUCAAAGGCGGCUGAUGAGGAGAGGAGCCGCCGAGCCCAGCGCGCCCGAGACGAGUACCGACGCCACUCGCUCCGUGCUAUCCAGAAGGGCACGGUCGCCGGCCUCAGCUCCAUGUUCCAGGAGCUCGGCCAGAGCCAUGAGCAGGAGGCAAGACUCUACCACCACCUCCCCGGGCCGGGUCCGCCGCAGCCCCUCGCCCUGCCGGUCAG
This is a messenger RNA of Mandrillus leucophaeus (drill), 1284 nucleotides long. RefSeq names its product SH2 domain containing 4B (gene SH2D4B). Gene Ontology annotation, cellular component: cytoplasm. The record is from RefSeq and is a predicted model, not a curated record. The transcript is spliced from 5 exons. The annotation marks the transcript as partial. Lineage: Eukaryota; Metazoa; Chordata; Mammalia; Primates; Cercopithecidae.